CACAGUUUGAUGAUUGUAUUCUUUGUUAUUGAAAGGGUCUCUUUGUUUGUUAUAUCCAUAGACUGUGGUGCUUUACUCAAUUAGAUCUACUGCCACCUGUUGUUUAUAAGUUUCUGGAGCUAGGCUACAUGUACAGUACAUGUUACAUGGUAUCUUGGAAGGCCUGCUAUCACUGUGAUGUCAAAUUCCACUCCAUUACGUUUCAUCACUUACCUGUCGCCAAGCGUUCCAGUGGGACUAUUCGAAGCAGUCGUGCACUAUCUUGAAGAGUCACUAGGACGGGAAAUACAACUCAUAUAUGAGUCAAGAUGGAGUGGACCACCCUCUGACAGGGUCGACCCUUUCACUGCUAAUAAUGCUGAUAUAGGUGUGAUGUGCAGUUCUGUCUUCCUGAAACUUGUCGAGGAGAAGAAAACCUCCAUUGAGUUCCUUGAACUGGGGGCUGUCCAUACACAUCCAAGAAGUGAAGCAAGGCCAAUAUACUUUGGGGACAUUGUUGUACAUAGUGAUAACAAAGAUAAGUUUGAUAACUUUGAAAAGUUGAAAGGCUGCAAAUGGGGGUAUAAUGAUCCUGAAUCCCUCAGUGGAAACAUAAGUGUACUAGCUCAUCUUAAGAAAUGUGGAACAAAUGCCAGCUUCUUUGGACAUAUCAUACAAUCAGGUUCCCAUAUAGAGUCACUGAAAAUGAUACUCCACAAGACUAUAGAUGCCGCUGCUGUAGACUCAAACUCAUUGAUCAACUUUGUGAACAGCUAUCCUGAACAACGAGAAAAUCUACAUGUGAUGACAUCAUUAGGUCCAUUUCCCAUAUACCCCUUUGUGGCCAACUCUAGAUUGCCAGCUGAAACCAAAACCAAAAUAAAAGAAGCUUUGCUCAAUAUGCAUAAAUCGGUGACCUGGGAGGAAAAACUACAGAAAUAUGGCGUGCAAAAGUUUACAAAGACAGACAUGUCUCUAUAUGAUAAAGAGAAAGAGAUUAAAGAAUAUAUGAAAGGAUUAAAGAUUGAAACUGUAUAUUACUGAUAUUUGUGUAGCCCAGCAAUUGUUGUAUACUACAAGAAAACCUGUGUACGUGGAACACCUUUGAUAUCUCUUAUGAUGUUCCUCCACUUGUAGUGGUUCAUUUAACAUUAGCUCAGGAGGUAU
Messenger RNA from Owenia fusiformis, 1146 nucleotides. NCBI's taxonomy places the organism in Eukaryota, Metazoa, Annelida, Polychaeta, Sabellida, Oweniidae. The record is from the annotation of a GenBank genome assembly.